Filobasidium floriforme is the source of this 1638-nucleotide messenger RNA. RefSeq lists its product as uncharacterized. The transcript has a single exon. NCBI's taxonomy places the organism in Eukaryota, Fungi, Basidiomycota, Tremellomycetes, Filobasidiales, Filobasidiaceae. The record is from RefSeq and is a predicted model, not a curated record. The coding region runs from base 1 to 1638 and encodes 545 amino acids.
AUGGCCGCCUCGGGGACGGAAGGUGCAAAGCCUUCGGCUGUACGAUCUCGCCGGGACUCGACCGCCUCGAGUUCCGGCCGCAAACGUCGCAAGCCAAAGACCGAACCGACCUCGACCGUCCGGGUCGUACUCUCGACCUUUAUGGUCUACCUCUCUUACCAAAUCCUGACCAGGGAAGACGACGAUAUAUCCACGACCAAUCUACAUAUCCCCCAUCUCAACCUCGAUACGCACCGGCCGAAUGCGUGGGCAAAUACCGGGGGCGCUGGGCAUGGAGGAGGAGGUCACGCGAGUUUCCCAGACCCUUACGGUCUAGGGCAUCAGAUUGCGGGUAUGGGCAGCAACUUGCUGCAUCACGGGAACAUAUACAACUCGAAGGAUCAGAAAACAUCGUCCGAGAAACGAUCCGGCUCACUUGUUAUGCGGAUACUCGGCGGUAUCGGCAAUGGAUUAUAUACGGUGGUCUCCUUUAUCUACCGUUCGCUGAAUAGCACCCUCCUCCUCGUUCUCUCUCUCGCCUACUACCUUGCUGCUCCUCUCAGUACUGUCUUCUAUACACUAAGCGACAUCCUCCUCUCCCCCUUCAACAUCACAUGGAGCGCGGUCAACUGGAUAUGGGAACCCGUCGGCAAGUGGAUAGGCGGGUUCGUCCUGACAGGCCUCGGCCUGGGCGCCGGUCUCGCUUGGAUCGGGCAUCACAUCGAGAGCUUCUUCAAAGGGAGAGUGGGAUCUCUUCGAGAUGCCGUCAGAGGGAAGUUUGCCGACUCUUGGGUGGGCAAGAUCUUUGGAGCCGAGUCGAGCGGACAGGAUGGGAAUGCAGGCGACGUUUACGGACACCCUAUGUCUUCAUACCCCAUGGUACCCGUGGUCCCCGUGCCUGUUUCAUCGCCUCAAGGGCACGGUUACACUCAUCCAGUCUACACUUACCCCGUCCAGUCGGUUCCUGCCCAUGUCUAUCCUGCGCAUCUCUAUCCUGGAAACGGAAUCCCAUACCCUUUCGUCCCGACGCCAUUCUUUCCGCAUCCACAACAAGCCGUCGCACAACAGUAUCUCCCACACGGCUCGAGGCGCAAAUCGGAAUCAUCCCGGCGCGUUUACAUUACUUCGUCAGCUAGACGAGGUGGACGAUCCAAGUACGACCCGGACGAUGUCCAGCUGUCUUCCCCGUCCGAGAGCGAGAGCGAGUUGGACCCAGAAUCCAUCUUGACAGGCAAGCGGACAUCCCGACAACAUCGUACCGGCUUGUCAAGAUCAGAUAUUGCCAAGCAAGUCGACCUCAUCGACCCUUCCCUGUCCGUCACUUCCGGCUCGACCGGCAGCGAGAGCUCGAGUUCGGGCUCGCAACAGGAAUCCCCCACUCGAGCGAGUGGGAAGAGCGAAAGGGACCGAACAGGGUCUUCCUCCCUAUCGUCCAAGCGUAGUGGGGAUAAACGAUCGAAAGCGAUCCAUUUCCACUUUCAUCCGGGUAGCGUCGAGGCGAGGGCAAAAAAGGAGAGGGAAAAGAUCAGGGUAGAAGAUGGGGGUGAGCGCGGUAAUGAAGACGAGAGCGAUGACAGUCUGAAGGUUACGGGGAUCAACGAGGUUGAUGGAAAGACUCGAAGUCUUCGGAUGAGGAAAGCGACAAGCAAGAACAAUUAG